Messenger RNA from Gongylonema pulchrum, 354 nucleotides. The record is from the annotation of a GenBank genome assembly. NCBI's taxonomy places the organism in Eukaryota, Metazoa, Nematoda, Chromadorea, Rhabditida, Gongylonematidae.
AUGGCUGUUGCGUGCAUCCUUCUCCUCCUUUUGGCAGUAACAAUGAUCUUUGUAAAUCGUCGUCGAAUUUAUGAAAAAAGACGCUCACCAACUGAAAAUAUUCGACAACGUGAGUACGAAAUUCGAAAAACAGAACUUGAAGAAGCUGUGGAGAAUUUAACAGAUGAACAAAGGUUUGUUGCUGCUCAGUUUCAAUUGAAACAGAAAAUAAUUGUCUUUAAUGAGGACGCAUUUCGAGACCAACGUCAAAUAGCACUUGAUGCAGCAGCAAUGUCUCCCAGAUCACGGACAACUGUUCGACAAGUCUUUCACUCUGUGAAGGCACUGAAAAUUAGUCCGCAACGUCAUUUCUGA